This is a messenger RNA of Linum tenue, 1852 nucleotides long. NCBI's taxonomy places the organism in Eukaryota, Viridiplantae, Streptophyta, Magnoliopsida, Malpighiales, Linaceae. The record is from the annotation of a GenBank genome assembly.
GCCCAAUAUCCAGUUAUUUUCCCGCCAACCCAGCCCAUGAGCCCACAUCCCUUCUAAUUUUUCCGCCACUGAUUAAUCUCCCAUCUCCAGCUCUCCCUUCCUUCUCCUUUCCCCGCCAUGGCGAUGGCGCUCUCACCUUUUCUUCCUCCUCCUCGGUUACUCCCCAAAAUUCCCGCUCAAUUUCCAUUACUCUCCUCUCCAAAACCCUCCCGCUUCUCCUCCAAGUUCCUUCCCAGAGCCGUAGGAGAAUGGCAAGAGUACGAGGAGGCCGUGAAGCGAAAGGACCUCGCCAGGGCCCUCAGGUUCCUGACAUCCUUGCAGCCCAACUCAACCACUCGCCGUCCGUAUCCCUCCCCCGCCGACUCUUCUCCGUCCGAAAUCGACGGGUUCGGCUCCGGGUUGGGUUCCAUUGAUGGAUUGCAGCGGGAUUGGGAGGUUCUGGAUACUUGUAUGAACGCCGACGACAUGAGGCUCGUCGCCGCUGCUUACAAAUUCCUCAAGCACAGAGGCUUCCUCCCCAAUUUUGGAAAGUUCAGCAGCAUUGUUUUGGAGGGACCUAGAGAUGUCACGCCCACUGUUUUGAAGUCUGCCACUGGACUAGAAGUGACCAAAUUGGCUCCGCAAAAAUGGGGGAUUUCUGGAUCGUCAAACAUCGCAGUGGCUGCUUUUCUAGGGGCAACUUGUUUACUGCAGUGGAAAGGAAUCGAUGUUAGAACCAACCUUUCUGCAGUAUUGGGUUUAGCCCUUCUCGAUAACAUCUUCUUAGGUGGAACCUGCUUAGCUCAAAUCUCAAGUUACUGGCCUCCAUACAGGCGUAGAAUCCUUGUUCAUGAAGCAGGCCAUCUUCUGGUAGCAUACCUUAUGGGUUGUCCCAUUCGUGGCGUGAUUUUAGAUCCUAUAGUUGCUGUGCAAAUGGGCAUUCAAGGGCAGGCGGGAACUCAGUUCUGGGAUGAAAAAAUGAGUAAUGAGCUUGCUGAAGGCCAGCUUAGUGGCGCUGCCUUUGACAGAUACUCUAUGGUGCUUUUUGCCGGCAUUGCAGCUGAAGCUCUUGUUUAUGGUGAGGCAGAAGGGGGAGAAAACGAUGAGAAUCUGUUUAGGAGCAUUUCCGUUCUUCUCGAACCCCCACUAUCUGUAGCACAGAUGUCGAAUCAAGCUAGAUGGGCAGUACUGCAGGCUUACAAUAUGCUGAAAUGGCACAGGGAAGCUCACACAGCCGCUUUUAAGGCAAUGGAAAGUGGAGGGAGUCUGAGUGUUGUGAUCAGGAGAAUCGAGGAAGCUAUCAGUUUCAAUAGAUGACAUAUACUAGAAAUUCAACAUCAUUGUGGUUUUACUGCCCAUAACUAAUAUAUAUCUCCUUCGAGGAAGCGCAAGGCAAGCAACACCAGCAACUGGAGCAGUAGACUUCAUUUGUUUCUACAAGAUGCUGUAAUCGGAAGAGCAGCAUAAGUGUGCAUAUGUUGAGGUCAAUGCUGAGCAAGAAGAGAUUGGUGCAACCAGUGGCAAUAGAUCACGAGAUUGAUAAAUGUUAUAGGAUAUCCAGCAUCUAUAUGAAGCUGGAGAAUGUACUCAGAGCUGUACAAAAUGAGUACCACUUUUAAAGUCUCGUGUUUUGCAUUGGAGACUAGUUUAAGCAUUCACAGCUCAAAGCCUCAAAAUGACAAAUUGACGUCACAUCCUUGAGCUUAUAGUGUACUAAAAAACAUUGAUUGGUUUGUGUAAUUAUCAUAGAAGAACUGCAUUUUUGAGAGAGACCCCGGGAGCCGAUACUUCAACCAUCUUUGCUUGUUUUCUCCAGAUCCAGACUAAAUUCAUGGGUUGCCAUCACAAAAAUGAAGUGAAAUAUAGUUUUGCC